GAUGACUCUCUGGCCUGGUUAACUUAUAAUUUCUGCAUACGAGCUCGCUGCUUCCUCAUUUCUGAAUUUCAUGUGUUUGUCGGGACAACGCAGUGCAGAAUACGUGGACUUCAAAAUUACAAGUGUAUCCCUUUAAAGUUAGUGGAGAAUGGAUUCAUUAUGCAUCGUAUGUUUAUUCAGCUCUGCGAAUAAAUGAGGCAGGAAUAUCUGAUCGUUUAUUGCAGCCACGACAUACACCCUACAUAAUGGCAGCUUUGCAGAAAAGGAUAAAUAGUCCGCCUAUCAUCGCUUUCUAAUCAGUAAUACCGUUCAAAACUAUUAAGUCGGCGUGAAUGUUUUCAGAUCGGGGCCCAAUGAAGACGCUGAACAUGUGUGAAGCAGGAAGGGGCGCGAAGCGGCGCUGACGCUCCCGCGGACGAAGUGCAAAGCAGCCGCCCGGACUCCGCCGUCGCCGGCCGACCGAGCGCAGCCCCGCCGCUGACGCCAGUUAAUAAGAAGCGGAGGAGCUGGAGGAAAGCCAAGGCAGUGACGAUGGCCGAGUGCCCGAGUGCGUCUCAGCUCAGGUGCGGGGUCUGCCAGCGGCCCCCCAACGUGCCUGUCAUGCUGUCCUGCUGGCACCCCUUCUGCCUGGGCUGCAUCGAGCGCGUGUGGUGCCAGGUGCCCAGACUGGACCACGGCUGCCCGCUGUGCCUGAAUGUCCCUCUGCCCCCCAGCACCUCAUCACCAGUGGCUUCCCCCUCCGGCGUCCUCUGCGAUUUUUGCCUGGGCGAUCGGCCCGCAGCAUCAAAGACCUGCCUGACCUGCCUGGCCUCCUUCUGUGAGGAGCACCUGCAGCCACACCUCUCGUCGGAGAUGUUCCGCGGGCACCGCCUGGCCGAGCCCAGCGCCGACCUGAGUGCCCGGUGCUGUGCGGAGCACGGCAAGGCGCUGGAGAUGUUCUGCCGCGACUGCCGGAUGUGCGUGUGCAGCAUGUGCCCGGUCCUGGGCCGGCACCAGGGCCACCGCGUCAAACUCGUGGACCAAGAGGCUGUAGAGAAACGGAAUCUACUUAAGAUUUGCCAGAACAGGCUGAGCUGCAAGACCAAACAGGAAGAGGCCAAUAUUAAGCAGAUCCAGAAGGCCUCGGAGGAGCUGAAGGUCUCGGCUAGGCACUGCAGCUCCUGGCUGACGCAGCAGUUCACCGAAAUGCGCCUCCUGCUGGACGAGGAGGAGAAGGCGGCCAAGGAGCUGGUGGAGACCCAGAGCCAGGCCGUGCUGCAGGUGUACGGGGAGCAGGUGCAGGGCUGCCGGCAGCGAAUCCAGACCUCCUACGAGUUUGCUCUGCGCGUUGAUGAGAUCUACAAGGAGGAUGAUGCCGUACAGCUAUUAAAGGGUUUCACCGCAGCAGAGGCAGACAUGCAGCUCCACCAGCAGCCCCCCGACCAGAUUCACCCGGUGCCUCUGAACUUUGACCCUUUGCACACUUACGUUGGCUGCUUCCACAAAGCCCUGAAGACCAUCCUGAGGAAGCCAGUGGAGCAGCGCGUCACGAAGGGGCUGAGCAGUGGGCCGGACGCCAAGCAGGUGCAGACGCUGAUUCACAGGACGAAGAGCACCGGGGAUAAGCUGGCCUUCCUGCGAUAUGCACGAUCACCAAUCCUGGAUGCGGACACGGCGCACCCCCGCCUGCGUGUCUCUCCGACCUGGGAGACCGUCAGCAAGGCCUGGAUGAGACGCUCCUGCUCGGACGGACCCCAGCGCUUCGACCGCCUGCUGCAGAUGCUGGCUCGGGAGUCCUACUUCGCCGGGCGCCAUUACUGGGAGGUGGACGUUCGGCUGGCCGGCCAGGGCUGGUGGGUGGGCGUGGCCUAUCGCUCCAUGGUGCGCAGAGGUGACUCUGAAUCUUCACGCCUGGGCUGUAACGCCUCUUCCUGGUGUCUGAAACGCUUCGACCUGGAGUACUGGGCCUUCCACAACAGCACACGAGAGCCUGUGUUCCUGGAGCAGGAUCCGGAACGCUUGGGCGUCUUCCUGGACUAUGAGGCAGGGACACUUAGCUUCUAUGACGCGCUGUCUGGGAUGAGGCACCUACACACCUUCCAGGCAAGGUUCACGGAGCCACUGUACCCCGCCCUGCGUCUGUGGGAGGGGCCCAUCUCACUCUGCAAACUGACGUGAUAACUGGGGGGGGCUUCUUCCAGAAGCUCAGGGCUGUGAGCUCAGCAUCUUUUAACAAGCGACAAACCGUACUGCACACUGGAGCCCUGCGACAUAUUUAAGCUUCUCCACUAGAGGGCACCGACAAGCAUUAUCCACACAUUUAAACAGGACACCAUAUAAAUUACGAUACUCAAUAUUUCUGCAUAGCUGUGUUGAACAGUAAUUAACUACUCUGUAAAAAAAAACUGGAAUAAUAUCGUUUUCAAGGAUGUAUUCUUGUUCCCCACAUAGUAGGAAACAAUUAUGCGUUCAAAUAAGCAUGAUUGAUAUGUCAGUAUCCUAUAGUGCAAAAGCCUGAAUACACGGACUGAAUUAUGGAAUAUGAGGAACAUCAGAAUAACUGACGAGUCACUUUUAGCAGUUAAAAAUAACCUGUCCACUGUGCAUAUUGAUUCACCGAAUGACACAUAGAUGUUUCCUGCUUCCUAUUUAACCUGAUCUUAAAUGUGUUUUCGCAUAACAUAUUUUAAAUAAAUCAAACUCAGUCCUCCGAAAGUGGACCACACUGCGUUCUUUUGAAAGAAGACUCAUUUCACUCUCAGGUCCACUUCAGUUCUUUCUGCGCACACUAUCGAUACCAGCAGCCACUGGUGCCACUGUCUUGGAGCACUGCAGUGCAAUAGCAUGUGAUCUGUCUACGGCAAGCCUAGAGGGCUAAAAUACAUGGCAAAAGGAGAAGGCAACCUGGAGCGCUUUGUGUUCUCAAUGUACAGGUUAAGUGACCCACAAUGCAGACUUGAAGCUCGGGUUGUUUCAGAGGUUCGUUUGGAGUCUUUACAUAUGCAUACGGUCGCUAUUGCAAAAUAACGCAACUUGCACAUCUACUAACUCCAGUUUGCUUAACACUAUUUCUGUCAAUUUCUUUCCUAAAAUGAACUUUUCAAAGUGUGUGUGCAAUGUUUUUAUAAAAUGAUUAAUAAAACUGUUCUGUUCUUUUCA
This is a messenger RNA of Brienomyrus brachyistius, 3138 nucleotides long. Its product is annotated as tripartite motif-containing protein 14-like. The record is from RefSeq and is a predicted model, not a curated record. The transcript is spliced from 8 exons. Gene Ontology annotation, molecular function: zinc ion binding; protein binding. NCBI's taxonomy places the organism in Eukaryota, Metazoa, Chordata, Actinopteri, Osteoglossiformes, Mormyridae. Bases 532 to 2157 code for a protein of 541 amino acids.